AUGCGUUCCGUCUUCGCCCUCGGCAUCGCCGCCUUGGCCGGCUUCACUGCUGCUCAGACAACUCCGCAGAUGAACUACCCUUACACAAUCGACCCAGACUCCGUUCCCCAGUCCACCAGAGAUUACUGGUGCUCUCAGAACACGGCACAAUGCCCGCUCAUCUGUCUCCAGCAGCCUGGCGUCACCUCCAUGACUACAGAGGCAAAUGACUGCGAUGCCGACAACUUGACCUACAACUGCGUCUGCGACAAUGGUGUCUCUCCAAACAUUACCCAAUACUCCCAGACCCUGCCCUUCUUCAUCUGCCAGCAAUGGGGAAACAACUGUGUUGCCAACUGCGGCAAUGAUCCUUCCUGCCAGAGCGACUGCCGCCAGAACCACCCAUGCGGUGCCCAAGAGCCCUACCGCGGUAACACUUCUCUCCCAACUACCAUGUCCUCCACCGCAAAGCCUUCCGGUACCGCCAGCAACACCAUCCCAGUCACUGGUUUCGGUGGUGCCCAGUCCACCGGCACCAGCGACAGCGGCAGCGGCAACAAGGGCGCCGGCUCCCUCUUCAUGCCCAACGCUGGUCUGGGCCUGGCUGCUCUCUUUGGCAGUGUCUUUUUCGGCUUUGCCAUCCUCUUGUAA
Messenger RNA from Bipolaris maydis ATCC 48331, 630 nucleotides. RefSeq lists its product as uncharacterized. NCBI's taxonomy places the organism in Eukaryota, Fungi, Ascomycota, Dothideomycetes, Pleosporales, Pleosporaceae. The record is from RefSeq and is a predicted model, not a curated record.